CUCGGGAAAGAGCGCCAAGUUGCGAAUAUUGUCCUGUUGUGAUUUGCGUCGACAACUCGGGAAAGAGCGCGAAGCUGCGAAUAUUCGUCUUGUGAUUUCCGGCAUCUGUAUCUGCUGUUAUGGAAAGGGAAACAACAGUUUCUGUGAAACUGGAGGCAAAAGAUGAGGUGCUUAUGGUACCAAGGACCAUGGUAUUGAGGUCCACUGCCAUGGAAAGCAGAGGAACGGUUUCUGUGAAAUGUGAACCAACAGAUGAGAUACUUACGGUACCACGGGCUGUGGUUAAUGAGCACUACGAACCAGCAUGUCACCUCUGUGGUUGUGCGGAACGUGACAUAGAAGAGGCUCUCAGGCUGGGAAAGGAAGCCAGUGGCAUCAGUGCUGAUGUACUGCUGGCCAACAUGCACAUCAAGAAAGAACAAGAGGACAUCAGUGAGCAAAAGGUCAUUGCAGAUCUGCUGGCGGUGCAUAAAUUCUGUGAUCGUGCUGAAGGAGAAGGAGAACAACAGCAGCAGCAGCAGCAGCAGCAGCAGCAGCAGCAACAACAACAACAGCAACAAGACGAAGGUGAUGGAUUGAUAGCGUGUAGAUUCUGCGAUCGUACCAAAGAAGAAGAACGAGAAAUGAUUGCUGGAUUGCUAGCAGAAGCUGACAGUAUCGGUGCUGACGUAUUGCUGUCUGACACGCAGAUCAAGAGGGAGCCACAGGACGUAAAGGAUCCAAAGGUUACUGAAGAUUUACUGGGUUUUUGCAAAUUUUGUGACAUUGAAGACAAAGAACUGGCACUUGCAUUACAACCAGAAGGCAGUAAUGUGGAGGAAGCGACAAGGCAGCUUUCUGGCAACAACAGGUCGAUGUGGAAUGUCCUAAAAAAACGCAGUGGUGUGUGUGGUGAGGCUGUCGCUCAUCCGGCUCAAAAGUGUGCUACACCAGAGGAUAGACAGUUUGUGAAUGGCAGUGGCCCAUUACAUGUGCCGGAUGUUAACAGGACUGGUGGUGGUGGUGGUGGUGAAGGCUCUGCUUGUGGCAGCUACACUUGCGGUUCAUGCAGCGCGACUUUCUCGUCAAAGUAUAGACUCGUAAGACACGUCUUUGUCCACGUCGGUGGCGUGCGACCUCCACCGCACGUCUGUAGACUCUGCGGAGACGUGUUUCACACAGGAGGCAGCCUACGCGUGCACCUGAAGCAAGGCGAGUGCGCGGCAGUGGCGGGGUGCAGCGUUGCUGAGAGCGCUGGAGAUCGGAGGCUCUCCGGCACGCGCAGAAUUGCACCGGGCAACUCACUCGCCCCUACUGUGGAUGGCAGCAAGGAAAAGUCUUGUGGAACACAGAAGGCAGCAUUCUGGGGACAGGCCGUACAAGUGCAACGUGUGCAGCGCAACUUUUAUUAG
Messenger RNA from Schistocerca cancellata (South American locust), 1391 nucleotides. RefSeq names its product protein grainyhead-like. The record is from RefSeq and is a predicted model, not a curated record. Lineage: Eukaryota; Metazoa; Arthropoda; Insecta; Orthoptera; Acrididae. Bases 120 to 1391 code for a protein of 423 amino acids. The transcript has 11 exons.